Messenger RNA from Capsicum annuum, 495 nucleotides. Its product is annotated as agamous-like MADS-box protein AGL29. The transcript has a single exon. Gene Ontology annotation, molecular function: DNA-binding transcription factor activity, RNA polymerase II-specific; protein dimerization activity; RNA polymerase II cis-regulatory region sequence-specific DNA binding. The record is from RefSeq and is a predicted model, not a curated record. Bases 1 to 495 code for a protein of 164 amino acids. Lineage: Eukaryota; Viridiplantae; Streptophyta; Magnoliopsida; Solanales; Solanaceae. Gene Ontology annotation, biological process: regulation of transcription by RNA polymerase II.
AUGGAUAAGAGGACCGGAAAGGGUAGGCAAAAAAUUGAAAUGAAACUGAUUGAAGAUAACGAAGCACGCACUGUUACUUUAUCGAAAAGGAAAAAAGGCUUGUACAAGAAAGCAAAGGAGUAUUCAACUCUCACCGGAGCAGAUGUAGGUGUUGUGCUUAUCACAGCAAGUGGAAAAGCACAUUCCUAUGGCUCCACAAGUAUAGAAAAAAUAACAAAUAAGUUUCUUGAAUUGAAACAAGACGAUCGCCAAAGUGAUCAUGAUGAUAUGGGCAAAUCAGAUGUCUUUGAGACAUUUGAAGAUCUUCGCAAAGAAGUACAAGCAUUGAACGAGAAAGAAAAAGAGCGAAUACUAAGGUACAAAAUCAUGCACCUUCACUCAGAAGUACCGCCGGACAAACACAGGUUGAAGCAGCUGGAGGCAAUCAAGUCGUGGUUGGACAAAAUUAAAAAAAGGAAAGAAAGGUCAUGUUCCAGCCAAACUAAUCAAGUUUGA